AGAGUUAAUGCCUCUAAUUCAACUAUGGGACAGAGAGAGCGAUGUAAACCUGGAAUGCCCACACCGAUCCCAGCAGGAUUCUACAUGGAUGACGUUUGGACGUCAUUUGUGUGUGCCACCCGUCAUUUUAACGCUGCCAAUGACAAAACUCAGUGUUUGAGGGACAAACACAUCUACAUGUUGGGAGACUCCACUCUCUUACAGUGGUACCACUUCAUCAUCGAUUCCACGCCAAGUUUCAGGCGCAUGAACCUACAUACCCACUCCCACAAUGGGCCUUUUUUGGCUGUGGAUCUGGGGAACAACAUCGACCUGCACUACCGCACGCAUGGUGUCCCCCGACGCAACCCCAAGGCCACGUUCACAGAUAUGCACUACAUUAGUAACGAGAUCGAUGGCAUGGCUGGUGGCUCACAAACUGUUGUCAUCUUCAACAUUUGGGCGCACUUCAAACUAUUCCCACACUCCUACUUUGCCCACCGGGUGUCCCAGAUUCGCCGUGCAGUCGUGGACCUCUUGAGACGUGCGCCAGUAACCAAGGUCAUCAUCAAGACAGCUAAUACAGGAUUCAAGGAAGUCGGUAGCGUUGACUGGCUAUCCUUGCAGAAGGAUCUAAUCCUGCGUGAAGUGUUCCGUGAUGUGGGAGUUCACAUCAUCGAUGUGUGGCAGAUGACCUCGUGUCACUAUAACACAGAGGACGUCCAUCCUGAACCAGUGAUCAUCAGAAAUGAAGUGGACCUUCUUCUCUCUUUUAUCUGCCCCGCAUAA
Sardina pilchardus (European sardine) is the source of this 768-nucleotide messenger RNA. Its product is annotated as NXPE family member 3-like. The record is from RefSeq and is a predicted model, not a curated record. Bases 25 to 768 code for a protein of 247 amino acids. The transcript is spliced from 4 exons. Lineage: Eukaryota; Metazoa; Chordata; Actinopteri; Clupeiformes; Clupeidae.